AUGACCGACCUUGGCACUUACCAAGCCCUCACGCAGCAUUUGGCAAAAUCAAACUAUGCAUUUGUGUGCCCUUCCCCAGAGACGCAGGGCAGGGUGGUAGAAAAAAGACGUUCAAAUGCGUCGACGGAGCACGCACAGAACGCAUACGAUUUCUUUGGAUGGAACUUACCUUGCACACGAGAAACACUCAAGUCGAUACUACCAGAUGCUGUAUUUGAAAGUCUGUGCAGAGUAUCAGCCAUCAUCCAGGACAAUGCCACGGAUUACCGCUCCACCAUCCGCGUGUCGAAUUUCUAUCUACCCAACCCCUUGAGUCGCGAUCCCGCCACCACUUCGCUCUACUACAUCCACUCUUCUUUCCCCGCAUCCUCGGAUUCCGUCUUCUUCGGCCCAGACACAUACCUCUUUGUGUCGUUCCUACAAACCAUACCGCGCCAUCUACCGCAAGCACCGAGGUCGGUAGUAGAUGUGUGCUGCGGGUCUGGUGCUGGCGCAAUACACAUGGCAAGAAGGUACCCUCGGGCAAAGGUGGCGGGCCUAGAUCUAAAUCCCCAUGCAUUGGGCUUGGGCGGUGUCAACGCACAUCUAGCAGAAGUAAAAGUCGCUUUUGCAGAGUCAAAUCUGUAUGCUAUGUUACCUAAGGAGAUGAAAGCACAUGGUGUUGAUCUCAUUGUGAGCAAUCCGCCAUACAUUGCCUCUAGCGUCGACGGCGAGGAUCUCCCCAUCUACGCCGAUGGCGGCGCUGGAUUUGGCCUGGACAUAUCAAUACGUAUUGUUGAGGAAGGGAUGGACCUCUUGUCACCAACUGGAGUCAUAGUCGUGUAUACGGGCGUGGCGAUACCGACGGCGGAUCCCGGGCAAGACGCCUUCUUGGAGAAACUGAAACACGUCAAUGACUGCGAGCUGCUCGAAUACUCGAUCCUACAUCCAGACAUGUGGCCCGAAGAGAUAGGAAAGGGUGCAUAUGCUGAUGUGUGCAGAAUACAGGUCGUGGGUGCGGUGUUGCGUCGGAAGACGUAG
Molecule: messenger RNA, 1020 nt
Organism: Exserohilum turcica Et28A
Lineage: Eukaryota; Fungi; Ascomycota; Dothideomycetes; Pleosporales; Pleosporaceae
Exons: 2
Coding region: 1-1020 (339 amino acids)
Biological process (GO): methylation
Cellular component (GO): mitochondrion
Molecular function (GO): nucleic acid binding; methyltransferase activity
Source: RefSeq, a predicted model, not a curated record